Cetraspora pellucida is the source of this 1173-nucleotide messenger RNA. The record is from the annotation of a GenBank genome assembly. Lineage: Eukaryota; Fungi; Glomeromycota; Glomeromycetes; Diversisporales; Gigasporaceae.
AUGCAGAUCUUUGUGAAAACAUUGACUGGGAAAACUUUGACUCUAGAGGUAGAGUCGAAUGAUACAAUUUUCCGAGUUAAACAGGGGAUACAAGAUAAAGAAUCCAUCCCUCCUGAUCGACAACGUAUUAUUUUCGCCGGCAACCAGUUAGAAAAUGAGCGAACCCUGUCAGACUAUGGUGUCAAAAAAGAGUCUACGUUGCAUCUUGUAUCAAGAAUACGUGGUGGAAUGUUUCAUGAAACCAGCGGCCGCACGGGAUUUAAUGAAUUACCACCACCCCCUCAACCUAAAGAAUGCACAAUUCUUGAGAGCACUGUUGCUGUUACUCCAAAACUUCCAACCACAAAAAAAGAGUUACUAGCAUUGCUACGUGAGGAAGAACGGCGAAGGAUGUCAUCCGAAUUACAAGAAUUAUAUCGUAAAGUUGGUAAUGAUCCUACAUGUGGCAAAGAUUGGAUGGAUAUUACUGAUCAAAUGCAACAUGAUUUGGUUCGAGAAUUUGGCUAUUCAGAUGAGGCUGUACAACUAAUGCGACGUGCACCACAACUUUAUCCAGAUGACCCUGUAUUUCGUACCACUCAAUUAUAUGUUCGUAAUAAUAUAGCACACAUUGGAAACCUUAAAGAAGGAAUGAAAACACCAGAUUGUCCUCUUAUUCCUGUGAAAUAUUCUGACACAACGGUCCCAAAUUUAUCUACUGGAUUAACCAUUGAUACUAAUUCAUUAAAAUCAAUUUCUUUACGCUCACUUAUUCGAUCAGGACGGCCUCUAGUUCUCCUUGCUGGAUCUCAUACCUGUCCUUUAUAUAGAUAUAUAUCUCAUGUGCUUAAUGAUAUAUAUGAUCGAUAUUGGGCUCGUGCUGAUUUCUAUAUGAUACAAAUUAGGGAAGCUCAUGCUAGUGAUGUUUGGCCGAUUGGUAAUAUUGUAGAUGUCAAAGAGCAUGAAACAUUAUCUGAUCGUUUAGCUGCUGCUGAUGAAAUGGUUAAAGCAACAAAACUAAAAAUUCCAGUAUUAGCAGAUACAAUGAAAAAUAUUUUCUUAAAAUUAUAUUGCCCUUGGCCAUUCCGUUUUUACGUCGUUGUGGAUGGUAUUUUAAAACUUGUUGGAAUGCCAAAAGAGGCUUGUUAUGAUACAACCGAUUUAAUUAAUUGUUUAGAGACUCUCUUAAAAUAG